Molecule: messenger RNA, 1254 nt
Organism: Salarias fasciatus (jewelled blenny)
Lineage: Eukaryota; Metazoa; Chordata; Actinopteri; Blenniiformes; Blenniidae
Gene: fam185a
Product: family with sequence similarity 185 member A
Exons: 8
Coding region: 117-1241 (374 amino acids)
Source: RefSeq, a predicted model, not a curated record
UGCAGUGAUGUAAACAUGCGGACGGUGCAUGUCGGCUGAAUGACACGGGGUUUUGGUGUAGUUGUAUCGACACUAGCGGGGUUGAUGAGCCGCUGCUUCACCUCCAGCUGACCGCCAUGCUCUGCAGAGCCGCAGCCCAGCGGGGGGCCGCCGCGCUCCUCCGCUGCCGCCGCCCUCUGACCCCCUUCGGACCUUCUCGGUCGUCUUCCUCAUCCUCUUCCUCACACGGAAAGCCGCCUCGUCCCGGGCAGUGGGCUCUGACGGUGAGCCCCUUCACCACGGUGCGGGCUCAGCUGGGCUGCAGCCUCUCCAUCCAGCCGCUGGACCCGCACGCCUUCCCCGAGGCGGACCGGGCCUUCAUCGCGGUGAACGGACCGGCGGGCACGGAGCAGCAGCAGGCCGGCCCGGACCGGCUCCACGUCCGCUACGAUGAGGAGAGCAGGGAGCUGCUCAUCUCUGCUCUGGAGGUGGACAGAGACCUGUCCAUCGAAGUGGCUGCUCCGAUUAAAAGCAAUCUCUUCAUCACUGCUCAGGGGGAAGGCAGCGUGCAAGUGAGAAAAAUGGAGUGUGACAUCUGCAAGGUGCAAAUAGAAAGAGGCCACUGUUUGCUGCACUCUGUGAAGGGUCAUCACGUUGAGGUGCAGUCAUGUGGAGGACGUGUUACAGGUGCGGGCACCAUUCACGGCAAUGUGAGCAUCAGAGCACGAGGAGACGGUGCGGUGGACGUGAAGAAGCUGCAGGGCACCAGCAUGGACGUUUCCACAGAGCACGGCCCUCUCAAGGUCAAAGCCAUCUAUGCUGAGUCCAGCUGUGUGUCCUCCUGCUCUGGGAGGGUGGAGCUGGGCCACGUGCACGGAAACACCACUGUGAAGAACCAGUCUGGAGAUACAGUGAUCGAUGGUUCAAAUAGUUUGGUGAAGGUUUCCUCUCUCAGCGGAGGGAUCGACGUCUACGUGGGAGACGGCGGCAGCGCCGAGCUUCACAGUCAGGAAGGAGCGGUGAGUGUGCGUGUCCCGUCCUCGUUACGAGCCGGAGUGGAGGCCCGUGGAGUGUCGGUGGAUAUCAGCCCAGAGGUUGUUCUGCAUGGAGUAGUAAACAACUCCACAGAAGGCCAUACCACAGUUACUGGAUACAUGAACGCAGACCCUCCAGUGGACCGCUGGGUUAAAGCCCAGGCAGACAGAGGCCCCGUCACACUGAGGACACAAAGCUGGUUUGAGACUCUGAGGCUUGGAGGCUGAGAGGAAGCAUUUU